AUGACGACCAGGAAUGGAGGUGUUCGUCACACGGAUACUCUGGCUGCCAACUCUCUGGAUAAGACUAAGGAGGCGUCCGUCGUCACUGAUGCUUCAGCAUCAUCGGCUGUCAAACGUACUUCGGACCUGUUUACGGAGACGGACAAGGACGCGCUUCAGCCGGGUGUGACGGCGCAGCGUGUGCUGGAGGCCGCGCGGAGUUUAACGGGUUCGGCGGUCCCUGCUGCUACGGCGACUUCUACGGAUGGUGCUGAUAAGCCUGUGCCUGCAGAUGGUGCGGGAGGCAACAAGGAGAAUCAGGGGAAGCGUCAUGCUACGACGACUGUUACGGCUACGGAUGAUGAAGACGAAGAUGACGGGUACCUCAGUGAUGACCCGGAAGAGCGGUAUGACGCGUCCGCGAAGAACGAGGUUGCUCAGCGUGUUCGUUUCGCCAUAAUCCUGCUGAUCCCUCUAGCCUUCAAGCCGGAGGUGACGCGGGUUCAGGCGACUCUACGCGCGCUUUUCACCCUGUGGAAGAAGGAGCUGAAGUUUGAGAUCCAAGGAGAGACAAAGUUUCAGGAGCUGUCUGUGGUAUACCUGAACAAGAAGCAGUACAGCCGGCUGCAAGUCACCUUUGAGCGUGCUCGGGACGCGAACUUCGUUUGGAAGCACGGUAUUGUGCACGUGUGUCUGGAUGGAAAGCGGAUCAGCCUCGACUGGCAGCACCCGGUGGAUCCUGCGUACGUGAAGGCGCGAGCGGCUGAUCCAUCGUUGGUGGAGGUCCUGUUUAAGGAGGUGGAUGCUGUUAUCACGCCUGAGAUGUUGCGGGAAAUGCUGGUGACGGUGAAGUUGGAGAAGAGGGGAAGGUCGGCGUUUAAGGAAGUCCAGAUCACAGAUCUGACCAUGCUUAUCUUGAAAGACCCGGCGGUGGUGCUGAUCUCGACUGGAGCGAACCACGAGGAAUGGAUCUGCGUGCAGGAGUGCUGCGAGAAGGCGAAUGGGGUUACCUUUGCUCAGGCGGCAGAGCAUGUGGUCUCACAGAGGCACAGCGAUGGAGUGACGGCUGGCUUUGCAUCGCGCGCCUCAAAGGCUGGCGUGGCGUUGCAGGCGGCAAAGAAGGAGUUCGGAGUGUGA
Molecule: messenger RNA, 1116 nt
Organism: Closterium sp. Naga37s-1
Lineage: Eukaryota; Viridiplantae; Streptophyta; Zygnematophyceae; Desmidiales; Closteriaceae
Source: the annotation of a GenBank genome assembly